Molecule: messenger RNA, 801 nt
Organism: Acanthosepion pharaonis
Lineage: Eukaryota; Metazoa; Mollusca; Cephalopoda; Sepiida; Sepiidae
Source: the annotation of a GenBank genome assembly
AUGAUUAUCUCGGUCUGUCCAUGUCUAUCUCAUUACCCUGAUAUCUACAGCCACACAAACAUAAAGACUUGCAAAUCCAAUCUCUUCGGGGACGGAGGUGGUGAACAAUAUCAUCUCAAUUUUUAUUAUCUCUCUCUCUCUAUCUCUUUUCAUAUCUAUCUUGUUUUCACUCUCUUAUUCUCUCUGAUUCUUCACGUUUAUUUGUUUUUCUCUCUGUUCAUUUUUUUCGCUCUCUGUCCUUUGUCAGCCUUCUCUCUCUCUCUCUCUCUAUCUCCCUCUUUCUCUCUCUCUCUCUCUCUCUCUCUCUCUCUCUGUGUUCACGUCUCUAUUUGCCUGUCCGCCCCUUUGUUUCUUUCUCUCUUCAGUAAUCUCUCUCUCUUUUCAUGCCUGAUUUUCUUCCUUUUUCUCUUUUCAUAUCUUGAACAUCUCCCUUCAUAUCUUUUCUUUUCUUUUUUUUUUCUUUUUUCUUUUCUUUUCUUUUUUCUUUUCUUUUUUCUUUUCUUUUUUCUUUUUUCUUUUCUUUUUUUCUCUUUUUUUUCUAUUUCUUUUCUUUUUUUUCUCUUUUCUUUUUUCUUUUCUCUUUUUCUUUUCUCUUUUUCUGUUCUUUUUUUUCUUUUUCUUUUCUCUUUUUUUUCUUUUCUCUUUUUCUUUUCUUUUUUUCUUUUCUUUUUUCUUUUCUCUUUUUUCUCUUCUCUUUUUUCUUGGUGCAGUUUUCAUCUAUCUAUAACCUUUUUGCUCCCCUCUCCCUCCCCUGCCAACUCUGCGACACAAUUCUAUCGCCGACUACUUACUAACCUGUGA